Cynoglossus semilaevis (tongue sole) is the source of this 8721-nucleotide messenger RNA. It is a transcript of the gene nipbla, whose product is annotated as NIPBL cohesin loading factor a. Gene Ontology annotation, biological process: embryonic viscerocranium morphogenesis; regulation of gene expression; replication-born double-strand break repair via sister chromatid exchange. NCBI's taxonomy places the organism in Eukaryota, Metazoa, Chordata, Actinopteri, Pleuronectiformes, Cynoglossidae. Gene Ontology annotation, cellular component: Scc2-Scc4 cohesin loading complex. Gene Ontology annotation, molecular function: cohesin loader activity; chromatin binding. The coding region runs from base 565 to 8166 and encodes 2533 amino acids. The record is from RefSeq and is a predicted model, not a curated record. The transcript is spliced from 49 exons.
GUGGAGGGAGUCACUUCUGAGAUCUUUGGUCAGUCAGACGGCAGAACUUCCGGUCGGCAUUUUGUUCUACGAGAGGGGAGCCUCUUGAUCGCAACAUUCGUCAUAUUUCGCGUUUUAAGUCGAAAAGAGCCGCCAGUGUCGACAUAGACACACUGAAACUCCGAAGAACGAAUGUUUCCCAUUUGUUGUUUGCCGAAACAUUCACCUUUGAGUGUCGGAAGAAGGAAUCAGUCCGACUCGGAUUAUUGUUGAUAGCUAGCAGGCUAGUUUAGCAGCUAGCUGGCAGAGCCAGUCGAGUUCCUGCUGGAGGAUCUGCGAGAGAGAAGAAAGGGGGAGCUAGAGAUACAGACGCGGACACAAACCAAGCUAAAACAUUCCCCUCCCUUUGAACGCAACAUCCGAAGAUUAAAGAAGUAGGAUUUUAUUUAUAUGACAUGUCUGUGAGUCCAAAUGUGACUGCAAAGAUUUCUCCAAGAAGGUGUCAGGAAAUGUGAGGACAGGUGCUUUCCAUUAACCCCCUGAUCUACCUGUGUAUCAACACACUCCCCCACCCUCACCUUCAGCAUGAAUGGGGAUAUGCCUCAUGUUCCCAUUACCACUCUUGCUGGAAUAGCGAGCUUAACAGACUUGUUGAACCAACUACCCUUACCCUCCCCUCUCCCUGCCACCACCACUAAGAGCCUCCUAUACAAUGGGAGAAUCGCAGAGGAGGUCACCUGUCUGCUGGGGUGUCGGGAUGAGAAUCUGGCAACACAGCUAGCCCAUAGCCUCAACCAGGUCUCCACUGAGCAUAUAGAGCUAAAAGACAACCUAGGUAGUGAUGAGCCAGAGGGCGACGCACCGCUGUUGCUGCAGACCAUGCUGGCCAGGAACCCUGGCAUCUUCAGGGAGAAAAAUGUUAUGCAGCAACAGAUGGUACCACCGUUCAAAAUCACCCAGAAUUCCAUGCACAGUCCUGCUCAAUCAACAAACUUCCAGCCUUCAAUUUCUUCAAGUCCAUCAAGUCGGUUUGUGGCACCGCCAAGUGGGUCCACUAGUCGGUACAUAGGUCAACACAACAGUCCAGUACCCAGUCCCUACACUCCCCAAAGCCCUGCCACGGGUUACAUCCAGCAGUAUCCUCACCAACAACCGCCUAGUUAUAACCAACACCAACAGAUACAACCAGUGGCUGUAUCCAGUCCCAUGGUUCCAGGCGGCAUAAGAAAUAUCCAUGAGGUCAAAGCAACAGGGCAAAUGGCCAAUGCUGCCAACCACCAUUCAGACAGACACGGCACUGAAGACUACCUUAAUAUUGUACAACGGCUGGGCAGUGAAGAGGGUGACUCUACCAUGAGGAACCCUUCUUUUCCUCUGAGGUCUCCGCAGUCUGGUUGCUCCCCAGCAGGAAGUGAAGGAACUCCCAAAGCUGGUUCACGUCCUCCACUGAUUAUGCAGUCACCUCCUCCUUAUGCAGCCUCACCAAGGGAGGGAGCACCUGACCUGAAACAGCAUAUACAUCAAAGGAUGAUGACCAAAGUAAAAGAGGAGAAGGACAUGUACGACAUCGUCAGCUCUCCAAACAAGGACUCAAGAAAACUCACUCUUAAACUGUCCCGGGUCAAAUCAAAUGAGUCGGAUCCCCCUGGUGACAAUGCAUCAGGCAUGGAACAGAACACGGACAACAUGGAAGCGGAGCAGGGCUACCAACAGGUUCCUGUUCUACAGCAAAAUGUAGCAGCACGGCUGCAACAACUGCCACUCCCUCACCAAGCAGGCAGUGGAGGUGGGCUUCAACCACCCAGUUCACCAUACGAUGAAGCAGAGCUUGACGCCCUCGCUGAAAUUGAGAGGAUAGAACGAGAAGCAGCAAGUGAAAAGUGCUCCAAGGAAGUCCAGGAUAAAGACAAGCCACUUAAGAAAAGAAAACAGGACUCCUUUCCUUUGGAGCCUGGAGCUGGUGGACCAGGUGGCCCUACAGGUGCACCAGGAAGUGGAGCAACGGGUGGGGGCAGUGAUUGCAAACUAACACCGAAAGAGGCCACUGCAGCCGGGAAUGGUGCCAGCCGACCGCCCCUUAUGGUGAGCAUCGACCUCCAGCAGGCAGGCCAAACUGAUCGUCAGCUCGACACCUGUCUGGUGGCCCCUAUUGCAGUCCUUGAAGCCCAAUGCUGGCCUGGAGAACCAGCGAGUGGGUCAGCUGCUGUCGAGAGCUCUGACACGGCUUUGCAGUAUAAACCUGAUGGGGGACCUGAAGUCAUCAAAAAUAGGGUUGAUAAACAUGACAGUAGGAGAGAUGGAUGGGAGUCAUCAAAGCACCAGCAUGAUGAUAGGUCCUCAGACAGAGGGGGAGAAAUGCCAAAGUCAUCAAACCGUCAAGAACAUGGACAAGACAGAGACAGGGAUCGAGAAUCUGAGAAUGGAAGUCGAGUCAGAACUGACAGAGAUAGGUCGGGUUUCCGGGAUUCCUCCUCUGGAGAGCCUGGUUGGAGCAACAAUAGGCAAGAUGGCUCCAAAGCGUCUGCUACUGGUGUUCAACUUCCAGAUUCAUUUCCUGCUCACCUCCUGGGAGGGCAUAGUGGUGCUCUGAAGAACUUCCAGAUCCCUAAGAUCCAGCGAGACAAGGACAGCAGUGGGACAAGUGAGAGUCAGCCAUGGUGUCAGCCCAAAGUCAAAUUGGAGAGGCUGGGUUUGGUGAAGGACUUUGAGAAGAGGCCUAAACCUGUAGUGGUUCUGAAAAAGCUUUCAGUUGACCAAAUUCAGCGGCUCCUCCGACACAGCAGGUCUGGGAAGAACAGGGUCUCCUCAGGAAAGUCCAGCAAAAGCGGUAUGGACCCAGCAGUUCUGAAUGAAUUACCUCCAGAGCUCCUGGCAGAGAUCGAGUCAACGAUGCCACUGUGUGAAAGAGUGAAGAUGAACAAGAGGAAACGAAGCACUGUAAAUGAAAAACCCAAAUAUGCUGAGGUCAGCUCUGAUGAAGAACGCGAUGCUAACGGAGAAUCUGCAAGGAAGCGACAACGCCGAGACAAAGAUCGUUCUUGGGAGUUCGAAGAACGGGAGCGACGAGGUUCAGGGGAACAUCGAAAAAGUGGUCAACGUGAUGGGCGACGAGGCUCUGGCAGUCGUUACAGAGAUUCAUCGGAAGACGAUUCACCACCUCCAAGCAUGAGUGAAGUUGCCAGAAAAAUGAAGAUGAAGGAGAAGCAAAAGAAAAGGAAGGCAUAUGAACCAAAGUUAACCCAGGAAGAGUUGAUGGACUCAUCCACGUUUAAAAGAUUCUUGACGAGCAUCGACAACAUACUGGAGAAUCUAGAGGAUGUGGAUUUUACUGCUAUGGCGGGUGAUGAUGAUGAGAUACCUCAGGAACUUCUGCUUGGGAAACACCAAUUAAAUGAACUUGGCAGCGAGUCUGCCAAGAUUAAAGCCAUGGGCAUUUCUAACAGGAUUCCAUCAGAUAAACUUGUCAAGCUGUUAAACAUACUGGAGAAGAAUAUCCAGGAUGGGGCCAAACUUUCCACCUUAAUGAAUCAUGACCAUGAUGCCGAGGAUGAGGAGAGACUCUGGAGAGACCUGAUAAUGGAGAGAGUGACAAAGUCAGCGGAUGCCUGUCUGACAGCCCUCAACAUCAUGACCUCAGGGCAUAUGCCCAAGGCUGUCUACAUAGAGGAUGUCAUAGAGCGGGUGCUGCAAUACACCAAGUUCCAUCUCCAGAACAGCUUGUAUCCACAGUAUGACCCAGUAUACCGGGUGGACCCUCAUGGAGGUGGCUUGUUGAGCUCCAAGGCAAAGCGUGCUAAAUGCUCCACACACAAACAGCGAGUUAUUGUCAUGUUGUACAACAAAGUCUGUGACAUUGUCAGCAACAUUUCUGAGCUCCUAGAGAUCCAGCUACUCACUGACACCACCAUCCUCCAGGUUUCUUCUAUGGGAAUCACUCCUUUUUUUGUGGAGAAUGUCAGUGAACUGCAGCUGUGUGCAAUUAAACUAGUGACUGCUGUGUUCUCACGUUAUGAGAAGCACCGGCAGCUUAUCUUGGAGGAGAUUUUUACAUCUUUGGCGAGACUGCCCACCAGCAAACGCUCCCUCAGGAAUUUUAGGUUGAACAGUUCUGACCAAGACGGUGAGCCGAUGUACAUCCAGAUGGUGACAGCUUUGGUGCUGCAGCUCAUCCAGUGUGUAGUCCACCUUCCCAGUGUUAAAGAAACAUUUGAAGAAAAUGACACAAAGGUUGAUCAAGAUGUGUUAAUAACCAACUCGUAUGAAACUGCAAUGAGAACAGCACAAAACUUCCUUUCAGUCUUUCUCAAGAAGUGUGGCAGUAAGCAGGGAGAAGAAGACUACCGCCCGUUGUUUGAGAACUUUGUCCAGGACCUACUCUCCACAGUAAAUAAACCGGAGUGGCCUGCAGCAGAACUACUACUCAGUCUGCUUGGUAGACUGCUAGUUCAUCAGUUCAGUAACAAACAAACAGAGAUGGCUCUGAGAGUAGCAUCUUUAGACUACCUGGGAACAGUAGCUGCUCGUCUGAGGAAGGAUUCAGUCACCAGUAGGAUGGACCAGCGAUCAAUUGAUCGCAUAUUAAAUGAGUCAUCUGGUAACGAUGAGACGCAGCAGUUGCAGAAGGCUCUGCUGGACUAUUUGGAGGAAAAUGCUGAGACAGAUGCUUCUUUAGUGUUUGCAAGAAAGUUCUACAUUGCCCAGUGGUUUCGAGAUGCCACUACAGAGGCAGAGAAAUCCAUGCGAAAUCAAAAUUCCAAGGAUGAAGACUCGUCAGAUGGACCCCAACAUGCCAAGGAGUUGGAAAGCACUGGUGAAAUUAUGCAGCGUGCUGAGAAGCGCAAGAAGUUCCUGCACAACAUCAUUAAGACCACACCGUCUCAUUUCACAACACUGAAAAUGAACUCUGACACUGUGGACUAUCAGGACUCCUGUCUGAUUGUGCGUUACUUGGCCUCCAUGAGGCCGUUCGCCCAGAGCUUUGAUAUUUAUUUAACACAGAUCUUGCGAGUCCUUGGUGAAAGUGCCAUUGCUGUAAGGACUAAAGCCAUGAAAUGUCUGUCAGAAGUGGUGGCUGUUGACCCCAGCAUACUGGCAAGAUCGGACAUGCAGCGUGGCGUCCAUGGUCGUUUGAUGGACAACUCCACCAGUGUUAGAGAGGCAGCCGUCGAGCUAUUAGGCAGAUUUGUCCUGAGUCGACCCCAACUGACUGAACAGUACUACGACAUGCUUAUUGAGAGGAUUCUGGACACCGGUAUCAGUGUACGAAAACGAGUGAUCAAGAUCCUCAGAGACAUCUGUCUGGAGCAACCCACAUUCAGUAAGAUCACCGAGAUGUGUGUAAGGAUGAUCCGCAGGGUCAAUGACGAAGAAGGUAUCAAGAAACUGGUGAAUGAGACAUUCCAGAAGCUGUGGUUCACUCCAACUCCAGCCCAUGACAAAGAGACCAUGACCAGAAAGAUUCUGAACAUCACUGAUGUGGUGGCAGCGUGUCGAGACACCGGCUACGACUGGUUUGAGCAACUUCUCCAGAAUCUUCUUAAGUCUGAAGAGGAUGCAUCGUAUAAACCAGCCAAGAAGGCCUGUGUUCAACUAGUUGACAAUCUGGUAGAACAUAUCCUAAAAUAUGAGGAGUCACUUGCUGAGAACAAAGGUGUGAACUCAACACGGCUAGUAGCGUGCAUCACCACCUUAUACUUGUUCAGCAAAAUCAGGGCCCAGCUGAUGGUCAAACAUGCCAUGACCAUGCAACCCUACCUGACCACAAAGUGUAAUACUGCCAAUGACUUUAUGGUCAUCUGCAAUGUGGCAAAGAUCUUGGAACUGGUGGUCCCACUGAUGGAGCACCCCAGUGAAACUUUCCUUGCCACCAUUGAAGAAGAUCUAAUGAAGCUGAUUAUCAAAUAUGGCAUGACUGUGGUGCAGCACUGUGUGAGCUGCCUUGGAGCUGUUGUCAACAAAGUGACACACAACUACAAGUUUGUCUGGGCAUGCUUUAACAGAUUCUAUGGUGCACUUAACAAACUUAAGAUUCAGCAUCAGGAGGAUCCCAGUAGUCCAACCUUAGUAGCAAACAAGCCUUUCCUGCUGUGGUCCCUCUUCACAGUGGGUGCUCUGGCACGAUACUUUGAUUUCGAUCUGAAAGAAUUCAAAGGCUCAAACAAGGUUGUUAUCAAGGAGAAAGUUCUGGAGCUGCUGCUGUAUUUCACCAAACAUGAUGAUGAGGAGGUCAAGACCAAAGCUAUCAUUGGCCUAGGCUUCCUUGUGAUCAUGCAUCCCAGCCAGAUGUUUAUGCCUGAAGUGAAGACUUUGUACAGUGGUAUUCUGGUUGACAGCUCCUCAUCAAUCAACCUCAAAAUCCAAAUCCUCAAAAACCUCCAGACGUACCUUCAAGAGGAAGACACACGGAUGCAGGAAGCGGACAGAGAAUGGAAGAAACUGUCAAAACAAGAGGAUCUUAAGGAGAUGGGAGACAUUUCAUCAGGGAUGAGCAGCUCCAUAAUGCAGCUUUAUUUAAAACAGGUUCUGGAAGCGUUCUUUCACACACAGUCCAGUGUACGGCACUUUGCUCUUAACGUCAUAGCUCUCACGCUCAACCAGGGUCUCAUCCAUCCUGUACAGUGUGUUCCCUACCUCAUUGCAAUGGGAACAGACCCAGAGCCAACUAUGAGGAACAAAGCUGACCAGCAGCUAGUGGAGAUUGACAAGAAGUACACAGGGUUCAUCCAUAUGAAGGCAGUCGCUGGGAUGAAAAUGUCGUACAACUUACAACAAGCCAUCGACCUGUCUCACAAGACUAUCAUCAGAGGUUUCAGACAAGACGAGACCCACUCUGCACUCUGCGCCCACCUCUUCACUAUGAUACGGGGAAACAGGCAGCAUCGCAGAGCUUUCCUCAUUUCACUGCUGAACAUCUUUGAUGACAGUGCUAAAACGGAGGUGAAUAUGCUGCUGUUUAUAGCAGACAAUUUGGCUUGUUUCCCGUACCAGAGCCAGGAGGAGCCUCUCUUCAUCAUGCACCACAUUGACAUCAGCCUGUCAGUUUCUGGUAGCAACCUGUUGCAAACCUUUAGAGAGCUUUUGUUAAAAGAGCCGAGGAAAAAGGAGAAGAAGGUAAAGAGGGAGUGGAAGAGCACAUCAGACGGGGAGGACGAGGAGGAGAAGUUGAACUGUGACUCCCCCAGAAGCAGUGAUGAAGAACACCGCAACAGAGGGGAAGAUGGAGAGAAUGAUGAAAAUGUGGUACGGAGACCAAAAAAUUCCAAGAAACCUAUCGACAGUUCAGAGUCGGAAUCUGAUCUGGAUGAUCUGAAUGUUGAUGAUGCGGAAAAAGUGAUGAGGCUCCUACCAGAAAAUCCUACAGGUCUCUUGGACUUUGCUAAUGCUGUGCAGGGCAUUCUGUUGUUGCUGGUGCUGAAGCAGCACCUCAAAAACCAGUAUGGAUUCUCAGACAGUAAAAUUCAGAAGUACUCGCCAACAGAGUCAGCCAAAGUGUACGAUAAAGCAGUGAACAGAAAAAGCAACGUUCUCUUCCACCCAAGACAAACCAUCGACUUCAUCUGCAACAACAUGAGCAACGCCACAUUGACAGAGGAUAUCAAGAAGCGGAUAGUCAGACAGUAUCUGGAUUUUAAGGUUCUGAUGGAACAUCUUGACCCAGACGAGGAGGAUGAGGAAGGCGAAGCGUCUGCCAGCGCAAACAUCAGAAACAAAGCCAUAAAUGCCCUACUGGGAGGAUUCGGCCCCAUGUCAGGUCCCAGUCCCCGCAAUCAAGCAGGACCAGAGACAGACGAUGAUGACAGCGAUGGAGAUGAUAGAACUCCAGGGUCUUCUCGAAAGUCAAGGCGAGCUGGCGACUCCUCGGAUCCCGGUCAUAUGAGUGAAACGGUAGACUCCAUGGACAUAAUUGCUCUUUGUUGCCCUAAAUAUAAGGACCGGCCACAAAUAGCUCGGGUCAUCAACAAGACUCCCAAUGGUUAUAGCAUCCACUGGAUGGCUGGCUCCUACUCAGGACCAUGGGCAGAAGCCAAGAAACGCGAUGGCCGCAAAUUGGUGCCUUGGGUGGACACUAUUAAGGAGUCGGACAUCAUUUACAAGAAGAUUGCCUUGACCAGUAACCACAAACUUAGCAACAAAAUAGUACAGACUUUACGCUCACUGUAUGCAGCGCGGGAAGGAGGGGCUAGCUAAUGGCUCCGGAGUUUCUUUUUUUUUUUUUUUUUUUUUUAAGUCCUGUCCCAAUUUCUAUUUUAUCAGAAUCAUCCUUUUCCCUUGCUCCUACUCCUCCCUCUCAACCUUCCACAUCCAACGACAGCCAAACUUCACUGGAUUCCCACUCUCUGCUCCUUCCUCAUUUUUUUAAGAAAAGAGAGCAAGAAUGUUUGACACUACAUACUUUUACACGAGUUAUUCUUGCAAGAAGGACACAAAACAUAAGACUUAUUAUAUAUUAGAGGGACUGCUCAUGUUUUGUUUGUGUAUAAGUUCAGAGGAUAUAAUCCAGGAGGUAUUAAAGGAAUAAUUCACCCUAAUUAUCCCUUAAAAGGCUAUCAGAAAGGAGACCUGGAGAGAAAUGUUUUGUCAACAUUGUUGUGGGAGCUCCUUCGCUGUUGUGCAGCAGAUUCUAGUCGCUCAUUUCUACUCCCACUGUAUAAUAGUUUAACACAACAAAAAACUAAAAUGUUUAUAUCUCUCAAGACAAAAAAGCUGUAAAAAAAAAAAAAAGAAUAAAACCUUAAGUGAAUG